AUGGUUUGUGCGAGUCUACUUCAAUUGGGUUUGGCUCGGAAUGCGACCGAUGCGCUUCACAUGUACGGAGAAAAACGCACAGAGGAUGGUAAAGGAGUCACUAUCCCCAGUCAGCGUCGUUACGUUCAGUACUACGAUACAUUUUUAUCAAAAAAAUUAACCUAUUCCCGUACCCGGUUGUGGCUCAAUGCAGUCUACGUUCGCGGAGUGCAAUCCCAACCCGGUAUGUUAUCUUUAUCGGUCUGCUCCUCCGUGUUUAUUUCCUUUGUCCUGUUCUAG
This is a messenger RNA of Echinostoma caproni, 279 nucleotides long. The record is from the annotation of a GenBank genome assembly. Lineage: Eukaryota; Metazoa; Platyhelminthes; Trematoda; Plagiorchiida; Echinostomatidae.